This is a messenger RNA of Rhagoletis zephyria (snowberry fruit fly), 1565 nucleotides long. Its product is annotated as E3 ubiquitin-protein ligase RNF25. Gene Ontology annotation, biological process: protein ubiquitination. NCBI's taxonomy places the organism in Eukaryota, Metazoa, Arthropoda, Insecta, Diptera, Tephritidae. Gene Ontology annotation, cellular component: nucleus. The record is from RefSeq and is a predicted model, not a curated record. Gene Ontology annotation, molecular function: protein binding; ubiquitin protein ligase activity.
AGAGAUGAGGUGGAGUCUUUGGAAGCUAUAUUAAUGGAUGAUGUUCAAAUAACUAGAAAUCCAGAAAGUGAUGCGCCUGAACUUAUAGAAACUACAGUGUUUCCUCAAGUAGGUGAUGAGGUCGAACAAUAUGUAUGUGUGACUCUGCAAGUUAUUCCCACAGUCGACUAUCCAGAAACAAGCCCUGAAUAUAAGCUACUGCGUCCACGUGGCUUGGAUGAUGCGCGUUUGGAGGCUAUUAAACGAGCAUGCAACGAGAAAUUGAGGGAGUCCAUAGGUUUCCCCGUUGUGUUUGAUCUAAUUGAGGUGGUGCGAGAACAUUUAACGGGAAGCAAUUUACCGAGCGGCCAGUGUGUUGUUUGUUUAUAUGGUUUUAGUGAUGGUGACGAAUUUACACGUACAGAAUGUUUUCAUUAUUUGCAUAGUUAUUGUUUGGGCCGACAUCUAAAUGCUUUACGUCGAACUUAUAAAGAAGAAUAUGAUAAGCUACCAAGUUGGCUUCAAAAAACCUCUGAUCCAUUUCAAGCGCUAUGUCCUGUUUGUCGCGAGCCUAUCAAAGAUCAGGAAGAUAGUUUGCGUUGUGCCAUGCCGCCAUCUGAGCUUCAAAAUGCGCCUGAAUUUAAAUUAACACGAGAACUAAGAGAUCUUCAGCAGCGUAUGUCUGCACUAUUUCUUAAGCAGAAGAAACGUGGGGGUAUAAUAGAUGUGGACGCAGAAAGUGGAACUGUUAUUUCGAUUGAAAGUGAGGAAGAGAUGAGAUUGCGUUUACAACGUAAGCCCAAUUAUAACGGCAGUAGGAGAGCGGAAAACACGAUUACUGAAUGUAACUUAUUAGAAACAGAAGGAAGUAGUGGAAGUAAUGGGAGUCAGAACGCGGGAACUUCGUUAUCUCUGGUUCAAAAAGAUCCUACUUGUUCUAAAUCGUCAGGCAGCGCACACUUUGCCCCAAUAGUGCAACAGACGCAUAGAGUAAGUGCUGAUCCAACGAACAACAAUUUCGAACAUCAUCAUCAUAAUCGUCGUCACUUUCGUGGUGGAAGACGCCAUCAACAACAUCAUCAUCACCAUCGAGGCGAGCGUGAGCGAGAGCGGGAGCGUGACCGUGGAAACGCGAUCGCCAGCAACAGUGGAAGCAGUAGCGGAGGGACGAGUGCCAAUGCGUCGACAUCCAUAGGCGGUAAACAGACGAAGGCCCAUGUAGCCAAUAGCAUGCAUGGCAGGUGACGAUUGGUACGAGUUAAAGCACUGCCUUAUAUCAGGCACACGAAUAGUAGCAGUCUAAAUUCUUAUAAAAGAUGCAUCGGUUAUAUCCAACACAUGUUACGGGCUAUUGCAUUGAGAAAUAUGCUAUCCGCUUUGCCGUGGUAUGAAGCUGACAUUUAGCGUGUAACCUUUGUAAUUAUUUGGUAUUCAAGUGAUUUUAAGUUUAUUUUUGUUAUAAAAGUCCACUUCGUUUACCGCAUUAUGUAAAGUGACAACAACAUACUCCUGUGAUGGAACAGAACCAAGUACCUUGUUAUUUGUAAAGUGGAGAUAAUUAAGAUUUUGUGUAACUAAUUUCUGUU